AUGACGGUGACAGGCACGAAAAGAAGAAAAAUUGGGCAUUCCAAGGGGGAGGCGAAUGCCCAAAGCGCAACUGAUUCUCAGAAGCAUUUCUUUAAGAAUGCCUCGAAUUGGGACCUCGAACAAGACUACGAAUCCCGGCCGAGGAAGGGAAAGAAGCCCGAAAAGCCCAGCACUAGACUCCCUAUCAAAACGGCCGACGGAAGAAUAGAGGUUCUCAAGACUCUGGAUGACGAAGGCGACGAUGUCUCGGUCGACAGCGAUACAGAGUGGCUCGAGGGCAACGAGGACGGCUUGGACUCUGACCAAGAGGACGAGGCCGAACCAGAACCAGAGAAGCCAGAAAUCCCAGAAGAGCAGCAGAUUUUUGAAGCUCAGGAAGAAAUGGCAAGAAUUGCUGGUCUGCUAAACGAAAACCCUGAAGAGCACGUUGCCGGCCUCAAGGCGCUCGGCGACUACAGCAAAUCAAAUAUCAAGACGAUUCAAAUGCUCGCCAUGAUUACGCAAAUGGCUGUGUACAAAGAUAUUAUUCCCGGUUACAGAAUAAGACCCCUCACCGAACAAGAGCAAAAGGAAAAGGUUUCCAAGGAUAUCAAACUUCUUCGACAAUUCGAGCAAUCGCUUGUCAACAACUACCAGAACUAUGUCAAGGAACUUACACGCUGCGCCAAGUCCGAAUAUGCAAAGCUCGGAAACGGCCAGAGUCUCUCCAACGUUGCCUAUACCUGCGCCUGCACUCUCCUCACCUCUGCACCUCACUUCAACUUCCGAACAGAGCUUAUCAAAAUUCUGGUCUGGAGGCUAAGCAAGAGACGUCUUGACAGCGACGGCAUCAAAUGCCAAGAAGCUCUCCACACGUUGUUUAAAGAGGAUGACGAGGGUCGACCAUCCAUGGAGACUGUGUCUCUUCUAUCCAAGAUGAUGAGAGUACGAGAAUACCAAAUCGAUCAGGAUGUUCUCAACCUAUUCUUGAGCCUGCGUCUCUUGUCGGAAUACGGUGGCAAGGCUUCCAAGGAUUACGUCGAGCGACCCGAAGAGACCGGCCCGAAGUUGAAAAAGAACAAGCGCGAGUUCCGUACAAAGAGAGAAAGGAAAUCUAUCAAAGAGCAGAAGGCGUUGGACAAGGAUAUGGCCCAAGCCGACGCUCUUGUUAGCCAUGAAGAGCGAGACCGCAUGCAGUCCGAGACACUGAAGCUUGUGUUUGCAACCUAUUUCCGCAUUCUUAAACAACGCGAGUCGCAUCUUAUGGGUGCUGUGCUCGAAGGUCUUGCGAAAUACGCCAGACUCAUCAACCAGGACUUCUUUGGUGAUCUUCUGGAGGCGUUGAAAGACCUUAUCCGCCACAGCGACAACGACGCAGCUGACGAAGGUGAAGAAGGAGAAGAUAAUGAAGACGAUGAAGAAGAAGCUCCCGUGCGUAAUCUUACUCGCGAGGCCCUGCUCUGCACUGUGACGGCGUUUGCCUUGCUUGCUGGCCAGGAUGCCCACAACUCCCGCAACGACCUACAUCUCGAUCUUUCAUACUUCAUUACCCACCUCUACAAGUCACUCCUCACAGUCUCUGUCAAUGCGGAUUUGGAGAAUACCCGCCCUGCCGCAACGACUUCCCGCGCCACAAAAAUCAAUGUCCAGACAACCACCGUCCUCCUCCUCCGCUCCCUGACCUCUAUACUUCUUCCGCCAUGGAACAUCCGUUCGGUGCCGCCGUUGCGCUUGGCUGCAUUUACAAAGCAGCUUAUGACAACGUCGCUGCAGCUUCCCGAGAAAUCUUGCCAGGGUACGCUAGCGUUGCUUGGUGACGUGGCCAACACCCAUGGUAGAAAGAUCAAGGCGUUAUGGAACACAGAGGAGCGAAAAGGAGAUGGUCGUUUCAACCCUAUUGGUGACAGUGUAGAGGGAAGCAAUCCGUUUGCUACCACAGUCUGGGAGGGUGAACUGCUGAGAAAGCAUUUCUCACCAAAGGUCCGCGAAGGUGUGCAAUUAUUGGAAAAGGAGUUAUCGGGAAAGAAGUAA
This is a messenger RNA of [Torrubiella] hemipterigena, 2010 nucleotides long. Lineage: Eukaryota; Fungi; Ascomycota; Sordariomycetes; Hypocreales; Clavicipitaceae. The record is from the annotation of a GenBank genome assembly.